This is a messenger RNA of Heterocephalus glaber (naked mole-rat), 5122 nucleotides long. The record is from RefSeq and is a predicted model, not a curated record. Lineage: Eukaryota; Metazoa; Chordata; Mammalia; Rodentia; Bathyergidae.
GCUCACUGCAGUGGUUCAGGCUUCAGCAGCCUUGGAGAAGCAUCAGCUGAGAGAAGCUAUCACAUGGGAGCCGGGAGCUGCUCAGCAAAGAUGUCUUUUUGAGAAACUGGAAUCUGGAAGAGUGGCAGAGUUAGUAAUGCCCAGAGCUGGGACCAGAAGCCAAACUUGCGCUACUUCUACUCCUCAUCCAAAGAAUACCAGAAAUUGGAAACAUCACAUAGGCAACCUUAAAGCUGGGGCACUGUCCCAGAGCUCAGCAAGACCCUGCGAAAGGGAGACAGAAUUUAUAAUCCCUGAAUCACAGCUCUUGAAAGAGGAGAAGGAUAUGGAGACUGGAGGAAAGAAAGUGGAAAAGGAGGAGCCAGAAGCCACUCACAAGGUGGAGUACUGCUGAGCAGGCAGGGCUCCACUGCUGUCAUGUCUCCUGCUUCUUCCCAGUCACCAAGGCUGACCCUGGCGCCACCUCCUGCCAGAAAGUGCUUAAGAUCUCUGAGCCCAUGGCUGUCUAGCCUGGUGCUCUGCCCAUAGAGGAGCCCAGUCUUCAAGGGUGGUGAUAAGAGCCUGUCCAAAAGACUCCAGUGAAGUUCCCCCACGAAUUGGGAAGCGUGGGCCUGGGCUCGCCAUCCUAGGGUUGUGGACUAGGAUGGGGGAUGGGCCCGUGACAGGAGGUGCCCUGGGUGUCCUCUUUCAGCCCCAUGGAGUCUUCACCCAUCCCCCAGUCAUCAGGGAACUCUUCCAUUUUGGGGAGGGGUCCUCAAACUCCAGAUCCCUCCACAGCCAGUGGGGUCCCAGAGGUGGGCCUGCGGGACAUAGCCUCAGAAUCUGUGGCCCUGUUCUUCAUGCUCCUGCUGGAUUUGACUGCUGUGGCUGGCAAUGCUGCUGUGAUGGCCGUUAUUGCCAAGACUCCCGCCCUCCGAAAAUUUGUCUUUGUCUUCCACCUCUGCCUGGUGGACCUGCUGGCUGCCCUGACCCUCAUGCCCCUGGCCAUGCUCUCCAGCUCUGCCCUCUUUGACCAUGCCCUCUUUGGAGAGGUGGCCUGCCGCCUCUACUUGUUCCUGAGUGUGUGCUUUGUCAGCCUGGCCAUCCUAUCUGUGUCAGCCAUCAAUGUGGAGCGCUACUAUUACGUGGUUCACCCCAUGCGCUAUGAGGUGCGCAUGACGUUGGGGCUAGUAGCCUCUGUGCUGGUGGGUGUGUGGGUGAAGGCCCUGGCCAUGGCUUCUGUGCCAGUGUUGGGAAGGAUCUCCUGGGAAGAAGGAGCUCCCAGUGUACCCCCAGGCUGUUCACUCCAAUGGAGCCAUAGUGCCUACUGCCAGCUUUUUGUGGUGGUCUUUGCCGUCGUUUACUUUUUGUUGCCCUUGCUCCUUAUCCUUGUGGUCUACUGCAGCAUGUUCCGAGUGGCUCGUGUUGCUGCCAUGCAGCACGGGCCACUGCCCACAUGGAUGGAGACACCCCGACAGCGCUCUGAGUCUCUCAGCAGCCGAUCCACUAUGGUCACCAGCUCUGGGGCCCCACAGACCACUCCACACCGGACGUUUGGAGGAGGGAAGGCGGCAGUGGUCCUCUUGGCUGUGGGGGGACAGUUCCUGCUCUGUUGGCUGCCCUACUUCUCUUUCCAUCUCUACGUUGCCCUGAGUGCUCAGCCCAUUUCAACUGGGCAGGUGGAGAGUGUGGUGACCUGGAUUGGCUACUUUUGCUUCACUUCCAACCCUUUCUUCUAUGGAUGCCUCAACCGGCAGAUCCGGGGGGAACUCAGCAAGCAGUUUGUCUGUUUCUUCAAGUCUGCUCCAGAGGAGGAGCUGAGACUGCCUAGCAGAGAAGGCUCCAUUGAGGAGAACUUCCUGCAGUUCCUUCAGGGGACCGGCUGUCCUGCCGAGAACUGGGUUUCCAGGCCUCCACCCAGCCCUAAGCAGGAGCCACCUGCUGUUGACUUUCGAAUCCCAGGCCAGAUAGCUGAGGAGACCUCCGAAUUCCUGGAGCAGCAACUCACCAGUGACAUCAUCAUGUCGGACAGCUACCUCCGUCCUGCCCCCUUGCCCCGACUGGAGUCAUGAUGGGCUGUUGGACACUUGGAGGGAGAUGGGUUUGAGGGCCAGUUAUCAUCGCAAGGAGCACCUUGUGGGACCACUUUUUCCAGAUGCCUGGGUCUGAGUCUGGGGUCUCCACACACAGCUUUUGCUUAGCAUUGCCUGGGUCAGGACCAGAGCCAACAGGAUGGACAUGUGGCAAAAGCUUUAGACUUGGCUGAUCUUUAAUUACUGGGGGAGGGAACCUGGGUAUGACGAGACGAUGACGAGAGAAAAGGGUCACAAAGGUGAGGUGAACCCUAUCAGUCUGUGAAAUUUCCAUGCCUCCCUCAGGAAAUAAGGAAAUUCUCUAAGGGUAGGAGUUGGAGGAUUAGGGCAGCGGGCCAGGUUUGGAAUUAUUUCUGGGGACCACUGAGGACAUUUUGUUGUUCAGUAUAAUUGUCCAGGGCAAUAAUUGCACCCAAGCAAGGUAAGAAAAUGGCCUGUGUCUUCCUGUUUCCAUACUAGUUUUAAAAAGAAUGAAAUUGCAGUCAGGUGUUUCUCUAUGAGUUAAUAGAUUUUUUUCUAAUUUUAUACCUGAAAUAUCCUUAAAUGGAGAGGACCAGCAGGAUAUACUUUUCCUAGGUUUGGCCAGAAGCAAGGGGAACUAGUAAUUAGGGUACCUGUAAUAGAAGACAGGAAAGGUGACUGCAAUUCUCUGUCACACACAAUCUUCAGGAAAAGCCCUUCUAUUGUUCCCUUUUUUGCACAUAGCAAAUCAAGUGUGAAGCUUAUCUCAGCAGAGACAAGAAAGCAUGGCCCUUUCUCCCUGUCUUUUAGGAUGAAUAACUAGAACAGUUGAGGGUUGGAUAGCUGAGGGUGAGGGUUAGCAUUUGAAUUGGUAAGGUGGCUUUAUACAAACAGACCACGUAAAUCACUCUGAUCAAUAAUCCUAAAAAUCUUUUUCUUCCAGGACUGGCCUCCUUGAUCUCUCUCCUCAUGGCAGUGACCCAUCUCGAGCCCCCUGGACAAUCGGGUACAAGAGGCCAAGGUUGGGCAUGGGAAGGGUGGGGUUUCCAUGGUCCAUUAAAUUCCUCCCUGCUCCCAUUCAUCGCUCUCAAAAUUAAGCUUCAGUGACAAAGACUUAAAUCUCUCUCUUAUCUGUAGCCCUGGGUUGGAGAGAGGACACAGGAGUUGGGUUCAGCUGUUUACUGAUUGAGACUGUAGGAACUGUGUUGACUGGUAUUGAUAGUGGUAUUUCCUUUUUCUUUCUUUUUCCUUUUUUUUUGAGACAGGGUCUCACUGUAUAGUUCAGGCUGGUCUCAAACUUGUGAUGAUCCUCCUGCCUCAGCCUCUCGAGGGCUGGGAUUACAGGCAUGCACCAACAUGUCCAGCUGGUAGUGGUAUUUUCAUUGGAGAGGGAAUAAUUACAAACUGGACAGGGCACCUUUGUGGGACCACCUGUCCAUUUCACUUCCCUCUGUUGAAUCAGAUAACACAAAAGGGCCGCGGCAGGGCCAGAGGAUGGUAUGGUCUAUAUUUGAACAAAUUAUUGGUUCAUUGAGCAUCUCAGGAAGAAAACUGGCUGGUGGGAGUGGGAUAGUUUCCCCUUUGAAUAGCCAAUACAUAAUUUUUAUGAUAAAGUUAUACUGAUAUCAACAUUGACUCCUUCAGUUCAAUUCAGUGCAUAAUAGCUGAAUAUCCACUAUUCCCUGGCACCCACACAGAGGAUGUGUGGUUACUUCCUUCAAGGAGUUCAUAGCCUAAUUUGAUCAGAUACUUAGUAUUUUUAUAGAGCAUUUAGAUCUGAUAAAGCACUAUAUAAUGUGCUUACAAAAUAUAUUGGAGAAUAUAUAUCCAUGGUUCUAGCUUUUGAGAGUUUAUCUCAGUGAUGCAUAGAGGCUUCCUGAAGAUUGUGGCAAGUAUAAGGGAUUAUAAGUGAAACUUAUUAAAUGAAACUGGGCAAACAGUCUUUUCCUUUUUGAACUGGAAACAUUUCCAAGUUUCUGUCUUCCUGCUACUAAGCUAUUUUUCUAGUUUAGCGCCUAUUACACUGAAGAAAUUCCUUAGAACAUAUAAACAGCAAGGAAAGUCUUUUGUGAUUAAAAAAAAAACAACACCUCUCUUUUAAGAUAAACUCAUACCUAAGAAUUUCAGUAGAUAGGGGAGACACUUCUUUCAAACACUUCUAAUCAGCUAGUAGACCUAUGGCAUUGCCAGCAGAUGGCAGUGUAACUCCACUGGAAAUAGAAAGGUGUGGUUAUGUGGGAGAAAAAGGGAGGGCAUCAAACAUUGCUUGGCAGCCAUUUUGUUAAUUCAUUUUGCCUUUUUUUUGUUUUUUACAUUGCCUUUCAACUUCCUUCACAUACAUCAAAGAAGAAAAUGUUUUAAGUGUAAGGAUAGCUCUAAUUCAGGCUGAGCUUACCUGACACUGUGUCUCAGUGGCAUUUACUAGAGUUUGACAUAUAUGGGUUUCUUUGGCCAUUUAUUUUUCCCCGUAGGAAUGGAUCAGGAAGGAAAUAAGUUUCUCGAUUUUAUGAGAACUUUCCCCAAAAUUUCUACGAGCACUUUACAGAGUUUUCAAGUAAUCAGGAUGGCUUGAUAAAGUUCAGCAUAUAAACCUUAGCUCUGAAAAAUAUACCUGAAUAAAAUCUGAUCUCCCUAAUAUACUGAAGAAUCAACAGGUGGAGGCAACCAUACCGCCAGUUACUUUUUUCCUGCAUCCUGGUAGUACUGGGGUGGUUUGCCAGCCCAGAUGAAAACCAUAGAUUUUCUGUUGUCAGGUGCCCUAGUCAAUAUCUUUUAGGAGGCAUGGUAAAAAAACAAAAGCGGGUGUGUGUGUGUGUGUGCAUUUGUAGGCAAGACUGGUCUACCUACUCACUGUGUGAACUUGGGAAAGCUGCUUAACUUCUCUGAGCCUAUUUCCUCAUCUGUAAAAAUGGGGAUCAUUAUUACCUACCUCACAGGGUUGUUGUGAGGAUUAAGAGAUGAGACUUGGAAGCACCUAGCUAUAUUUGGCAAAUAGGUACUCAAUAAAUACUGGUUUUUCUUCCCUUUGCUCUUGCCCUUUUUCCCCCACAUGUACCGAUAGUGGACAUGCAGUCCCCUUUCUGUUAGUC